CUCAAAAUUUCGUGCAUGGUCUUUUAUAGAAUCACACAAAAUCUCGCACAUUUUCUCUCUCCUACUUGAGCUUCGGAGAGGGAUAGAGAAACUGGAGAAAGUGCGUCGUUUGAGAGAGAAACAGCCUCGAAUCCAUGCUCUAACACAGAGACAGGGAGGCAGAUAUAGACAGAGAGCUUUGAUGCAGGUUUGGGGAAAUUGGGGGUUGGAAGCUAAAGAAGAACAUUAUUUUUGGUGGAAAGUUUGAAUUAGGGUUUUGAGUAAUUGAUUAGUCUAGGGUUUGUUUCUGUAUUAUCUAGUUCUGAUAUUUAUAUAGGGCGGUUUCUAAUCUUUCAGUGGUAUGGUAAUACCAAAUUUUGGUGUUGCUUAAUGCUAGUGGAGCUUGUGGGGGGUAGAUGCUAGGGUUUCCAUGGGGAGCACAGGUGAGUCAGACCGAAAACGGCGUCAUUUCGGCUCCAUAUCACCCACGGCUGCUGCUACUCCUAAGAAGCAACCUUUUUUGCCCAUUUCCGAGGACAAAAAGCUUGAUGUUACUGUUCUUCAAUAUCAAAAUCAAAAGCUUGUCCAGAAGUUAGAAGCUCAGAAGGUUGAGUCUUUUUCACUUGAGAAUAAAUUAUCUCUAUUGAAUCAGAAGCAGCAACCAUAUGAUUCCACGUUAGCAGUGGUCAAUAAGUCUUUGGACAAGCUGGUGAAUGACUUGGACUCAUUUUCCAUCAAAACAAGAGAGUCGAGCAGUGAACAAGAUGGCAAACAUCUACCAGUUAUUGAUGAUGGGGUUCCCUCUACAUUUAAGGAUGCUUUUCUUAGUCGACUCACAGAAACAGGUGCAACAGAACAUUCUUCUACAUAUAAUCGUGCAAAUCAUGUGAAAGAAGAUAGCGAAACUGCCACUGAAAAGACAGAGAACAUUUUACGCAACAUAGUAGCUGCCGUUGAUAACCUGUGGUAUCUAAAGGAUGGAUUAUUAGCUGCAGUGUUGAAAGAACUACCAGAUGAUGGUGCAUGCAGGCAAAAGACCUCCCAUGAUUUAGAGAAAGAAGUUAAGAACUUGAGAAUGGAAUUUAGUGAUCUUCAUUUGAAGCACAAAUCACUUGCAAGGGAAUUGCAGAGACAGCAAAAUGUUCAUGCAAAAAAUGAAGCUGAAAUGAAACAUUUAAGAGAGGAGUUGGAGGUUGCACUUUCAGAGCUAGAAGAAAAUAAUUGCAAUUUAGCAUCUCUGAAAGCACAGAGAAAUGCUGCAAAAGGGGCAUUUUUCCCUAUCUUGAAUCUAGGGAAUAAUCAAGGUGCUGGUGAUAGAGUUAGAGAUACACAAAAGGAUCUGCAUGAUAUGGAAUCCACUCUCAAAGAACUAACUGACCAAGCUUCAUGUCGGCUUACGGAACUGAAAGGUCUUCAUGAUGAAAGGAUAGAAAUAUUACAGCACUUAUCUAGUUUGCAGAACAUGUUGAAGAAUGUUAAGUGUAUUUCCUCUUCCAAUGCUUACGUCCUGGUGAGAGAUCAAACAGAAAAGUCAAAAUCAGAAGUUUUGCAGUAUCAGGCCUUAUAUGAAAAACUACAGGUUGAGAAGGAUAACAUUCUGUGGAGGGAGAGAGAAUUGAAUAUUAAAAAUGACAUUGCUGAUGUUUUCCGAAGAUCAUCUGCCGUUGCCGAUUUCCGAGCUGCUGAUCUGGGGAUAGAGAUACAGAAACAGAUUGAGGAGAUUAAUAUGAUUGAAUCUAAGCUAAAAGAGGCCUCAAGAGAACCAGGAAGAAAAGAAAUCAUUGCAGAAUUUAAAACCUUACUUUCUUCAUUUCCUGAAGACAUGAGCAUUAUGCAAAGUGAACUAAGUAAAUACAAAGAGGCUGCUUCAGAUGUUCAUUCUCUCAGGGCCGAUGUGCAAUCUCUUUCUUGUAUUCUUGAGAGGAAGCAGGUGAAAGAAUGUGAAACCUCAUCUGCAAGAUCUGCUGGCCAAGUUGCAGAGAUGCAAAAGCUGCAAGCUUUGGUCCAAGAUUUGAAAGAAAGUGAUAGGGAAUUAAAGUUGAUUUUGGAAAUGUAUAGACAUGAAUCCACUGAUUCAAGGGAUGUCAUGGAAGCCAGGGACUUGGAAUACAAGGCAUGGUCUCAUGUCCAAACUUUGAAAUCCUCUCUUGACGAGCACAACUUGGAAUUGCGAGUCAAGACAGCAAAUGAGGCUGAGGCCAUUUCCCAACAAACGCUUGCUGCAGCAGAAGCUGAGAUUGCUGAGCUGAGGCAGAAACUAGAAACUUCUAAAAGGGAUAUUUCUAGGCUUACUGAUGUCCUGAAGUCCAAGAAUGAAGAAAAUGAGGCAUACUUAUCUGAAAUAGAGUCAAUUGGACAGGCAUAUGAUGAUAUGCAGAAUCAAAACCAACAUCUGUUGCAGCAAAUUACGGAGAGAGAUGACUAUAACAUUAAGCUGGUAUUAGAGGGCGUCAGGACAAGACAGCUUCAGGAUACUCUGAUAAUGGAAAAACGAACCAUGGAGAGGGAGGUUCAGCAAGCGAAUGCGUCUCUGUGCUUUUUUGACAUGAAAGCUUCACGGAUCGAAGAUCAGUUGAAAAUUUGCUCAGAACAAAUUCAGAAACUCGUAGAUGAUAAGCUUCAUGGUUCAUUUACCUUGGAAAGUACACAGAAGAAAUUGUUGGAUGUGAGAAGAUCAUUUCAGCAGGCACAAGAGUCACUAGAGGAAUCACAAUCUAAGGUUGAAAAAAGUCGAGUGGCGCUUGUGGAGCUGCAGAUAGAACUAGAGAGGGAAAGUGUGUGGGUGGUGAUCAGUUUUUCAUUCUUGGUCAGGUUUGACCAGAAAAGAAUAGAGGAGGAAUUGGAAGUUGUAAGGAGAAAGGCUUCACGUCUUAGAGCAGAGACAGAGGGAUCAUCAAUUGUCGAAAAGCUCCAGGAGGAACUUAGAGAAUAUCGGGAUAUUCUGAAGUGUAGUAUCUGCCUUGACAGGACAAAAGAGGUUGUGAUUACAAAAUGCUACCACUUGUUCUGCAACCCCUGUGUGCAAAGAAUUAUUGGAACUCGUCACCGCAAGUGUCCGACAUGUGCCACAAGUUUCGGGAGUAAUGAUGUCAAACCCGUUUACAUCUGACAGGAAGCUGAGAAAACUUUGUUUCCUGAUUCUUUAUGAGGCCUAUAACGAUAUGUUGUGGGGCAUAAGACCUGUUGCACGUGAUUUGAAGCUUGAUAUGGAUACAAACAGGUUCACAUGUAUUGUUAUUAAGAGGAUUGUAGGAGUAACGUUGGCCGAACCCGGUCAAGCUCUUGCCCUUUUUAAUCCACCAGUGGAAAUCAUCUUAUUUUUGCUG
Messenger RNA from Carya illinoinensis, 3305 nucleotides. Its product is annotated as E3 ubiquitin-protein ligase BRE1-like 1. The transcript is spliced from 19 exons. The record is from RefSeq and is a predicted model, not a curated record. Gene Ontology annotation, cellular component: nucleus; HULC complex. Bases 410 to 3088 code for a protein of 892 amino acids. Lineage: Eukaryota; Viridiplantae; Streptophyta; Magnoliopsida; Fagales; Juglandaceae. Gene Ontology annotation, molecular function: ubiquitin protein ligase activity; metal ion binding.